CUCAAAAGCAGUCAAUCAAUCAAACAACAAAGAAACAAAGAACUCUUUCAUUAUUUCAACCAAUCAUGAGCAGCAACAAUAACACUACUGCAAUCAGCACCGGAGCCCCAGUGGACAACCUAAAGAAACAAGAAGUCAAACAAGGCCACUCUUUCUUGGGUUGUCUCUGUGACAUGAGGAGAGCUGUCAUCAUCCUUGACACUCUGGGCUUUUUUGGAAGUAUCAUUGGUCUUUUGGUUGUCAUUCUCUAUGACAAGUAUGGAACAGAAGAUGAUAAGCAGCUUCUCAUGCUUGAAAAUUACGACUUUGGGGCGUUUGUUGCCAUUUACAGUGCUGUCAUUAUCGCCCACUUCAGUGGUAUCAUGGGCGCCCUCACAUUCACCAUUUGCCCCAUUUUGAUCACCAUUCUCAUGAACAUUGCAUAUGCAGUUCUUUCUGGCUUGAGCAAGAACUGGAUUGGUCUUGGUGUCUAUAUCUUUUUGCUGUAUCCACAUGUCUUUUUGUGCCACGAGCUUGCCAAAGGUAUCAUGACCAAGGAAAACUACCGCAGCCAAGAACGUCAAUCUUGUUGUUGUGUGUAGUAGGGUACCGGCGCAAACAAGCAGAGGGGAUGGUUGUGAGUGACGAACUGUGUGCAUGUCAAACUAUUAGAAGUGGGACAAUAAUAUAGUCUUUAGAUAAAGUGUUAGAUUCCGUGAACGCAUGAGGAACCUAUUACAUGUUGAAAGACCGAG
This is a messenger RNA of Seminavis robusta, 734 nucleotides long. Lineage: Eukaryota; Bacillariophyta; Bacillariophyceae; Naviculales; Naviculaceae. The record is from the annotation of a GenBank genome assembly.